Messenger RNA from Drosophila rhopaloa, 1252 nucleotides. RefSeq names its product basic salivary proline-rich protein 2. The record is from RefSeq and is a predicted model, not a curated record. NCBI's taxonomy places the organism in Eukaryota, Metazoa, Arthropoda, Insecta, Diptera, Drosophilidae. The transcript has a single exon. The coding region runs from base 19 to 1152 and encodes 377 amino acids.
AUAAAGCCGGACAACGAGAUGAUGCAGCAGCCAUGGGCCGUGCUGGUCCUGCUCCUGCCCCUAAUUAGCGGGGAUGUGAGGCACCUGGCCAAGGACUACAUUCCGCCCAGUGCGGAUCAGGAUGCAGCCACCCGGUCCACGCAGUCCGAUGAUGCGAAGGAGGUGCAGAAGGACCCGUCCGGGUUCUAUCCCUCCAACGGAUUGCCCCUGCCGCCGGGCUAUGCCAUUCCCACGGGCGGCAACGUUCCACCACCGCCUGUCCAGCCCCCGAACUUCCCCCUGCCCAUCUACCCGCCCUUCUUCGGCUUCAACGGAGGUCCUGGCGAGCAGGGAGUGGGUCCAGGCAUCGGUCCGGUGCCCUCGGCAUAUCCCAAUGGAGGUGGAGGACCCUUCACGGGCGGAGCUCCGAAUGCGGCUUUCCAGCUGCCUCAGGGUGGAGGUCCUUUUGGUCCGCAGGGAGGGGGUUUCCCACAGGGAGCUGGAUUUGCACCACAGGGAGCUGGAUUUCCACCACAGGGAGCCGGGUUCCCACAACAGGGAGCUGGUUUCCCACCACAGGGAGCAGGUUUUUCACCACAGGGAGCUGGCUUCCCACAGGGAGCAGGAUUCCCACCACAGGGAGCCGGUUUCCCACCACAGGGACCAGGCUUUUCACCACAGGGAGCUGGUUUCCCACAGGGAACAGGUUUUCCACCACAGGGAACAGGAUUUCCACCUCAAGGAGCUGGUUUCCCACAGGGAGCCGGAUUUCCACCACAAGGAGCAGGAUUCCCACCACAAGGAGGUCCCGGAAACGGGUUUCCACCCCAAGGAGUUCCCGGAAAUGGCUUCCCACCUCCAGGAGGACCCUUCCCAGAAUUCCUGACCAACCAGGGUCUUCCACUGACCAAUCCACAAGGCCCCUUCCAGGGACCCAACCCCGCGGGAUUCAAUGUGCCCACGGGAUUCGGUGGACCAGUGCCCGGGCAGAAUCCAUACCAGCAAUUCGGACCCGGAUUCGGAGGACCAGCACCGCCUGGUUACUCCGAUGAGCCGGAAAAGGAGCAGAAAAGCGAGGCAGUGGUCCCACCUCCAUUGGCCGAUGACCCCAAGAGCACGGCGGAUACGGUCUACGCCACAAAUGGCGGAUAUAUCUACCAGCGGACCAAGUGAUCCGAGGGUUUUAUAGACCCAAUUUGGGACUAGUGCAUCAACAAGUUCAUUAUAAAUUAUCAACCAUUUUUUUGUUUCGUAUUUUUCCGUCUGUGUUUUU